UAUUAUUAAGAAGUAAUCAAUGGCGACUUCCCAAUCUUCAUCAUCACCAUCAUCAUCAGUUGUGGUGUUAAUGGUUCCAUACUUAGCUCAUAGCCAUCUGGACCAGUCCCUGCAACUCUCCCAUGUCAUUUCUUCAUACGACAUCCCAGUCCACUAUGUCAGCUCAACUCUCCACAUUUCACAAGUCAGCUCUCGAGCCUUGAACUCUCUUCAUCAAUCAACCAAAAUUCAUUUCCAUGGCUUUGAAAUUCCAAAUCCACCCUCCCAGUCUCAAACCACUGACACUGACUCCAAAACAAACAAUUCCCAAGACCAACUCCGCAUUGCCGAAGCCUCCCUGCACCUCCGACAGCUAGUCGCUGCUCUCCUCCGAUCACUCUCGGCAAAGGCCAGACGACUUGUCGUUGUUUACGAUGUCUUGAUGAGUUCGGUAGUUCAAGAUAUCGUUUCUCUGCCCAAUGCAGAAUGUUACUCCUUCAAUGUCGUCUCUGUGUUUUUCAACUUAGCCUUAAGUCGAAAAAUCAAUAUCCCAAUGGAAGAUAUUCCUUCACUGGAGUCAUGUUUCCCAGCUUUCAUGCGCGAUUUCGCAACUUCCCAAGCGAAAUUUUCAGUAACAAAUUUUAAAUCAGCUGGAUCGAUUUACAAUAGUUGCAGAGCCAUUGAAGGCUCUUCAAUAGAGCUUUUAGCAAACGGCCAAAGCAAGUCAAACCAAAGGAUAUGGGCUGUUGGACCGUUACACCAAACAACGGCGGACUCUAAAGAGUUGAGAGAUCAAGACAAGUACUUAUUGGAGUGGCUUGAUGAACAAGAGCCAAAGAGUGUUUUGUAUAUCUCUUUUGGAUCAUUGAUUACAUUAUCUGAUGAGCAGAUUGAAGAGAUUGCUCUUGGUUUGGAGCAAAGUGGGGUAAAGUUCAUCUGGGUGUUGAGAAAUGGAGAUAAGCUAGAUGAUUUGGUAAAUGGAAAAGCAAGCAGAAGUUCAAGUCAAGUUCCAGAUGGGUUUGAGGAAAGAAUGAGGGGAAUGGGAAUGGUGGUCAGGACAUGGGUGCCACAAGUAAAGAUUUUGGAGCACCCAUCUACAGGUGGGUUUAUGAGUCACUGUGGAUGGAACUCUUGUAUGGAGAGCAUUGCAAUGGGAGUGCCCAUAGCGACUUGGCCUAUGCAAUCGGACCAACCUUUCAAUGCUUUGCUGAUUACUAGGGUUCUCAAAGUGGGUGUGGCUGUAAUGGAAUGGGAGCAAAGAGAUGAGUUAGUGACCUCUUCGAUCAUCAAUGGUGCUGUGACGAAAAUAAUGGCUUCAGAAGAAGGAGCCGAGAUAAGGAAGAGGGUCGUGGAAAUGGCUGAAGCUGUUAAACAAUCUGUCGAGGAUGGAGGAGAGUGUCGUUUGGAGCGGGACUCUUUCAUUGCUCAUAUCACCAGAUGAUCUUUCUUUUGUCGUUUUUAUAUUAUCAACUUGUGUUGUCGUUUAUUACUAAUGUUGUUUGACUUUUGGAGCUGUUGCUCACAGGUGUUGCUUUUUUAAUUUUCUAGAAUGUUAUCUCGUUUCACUUGCGAACUGGCAUAGUCGAUGGGUUCAUGAUACGUGAUACGGAGUGGUUUUUAGAGUUUGAUUACAAAACAUAUUUCUGGGUUUUUAUUUCCUUCUUGUGAUUGUCUAUCUUAUU
This is a messenger RNA of Humulus lupulus (European hop), 1661 nucleotides long. RefSeq names its product zeatin O-glucosyltransferase-like. The record is from RefSeq and is a predicted model, not a curated record. Gene Ontology annotation, molecular function: UDP-glycosyltransferase activity. Bases 20 to 1420 code for a protein of 466 amino acids. The transcript has a single exon. NCBI's taxonomy places the organism in Eukaryota, Viridiplantae, Streptophyta, Magnoliopsida, Rosales, Cannabaceae.